Messenger RNA from Ananas comosus (pineapple), 1672 nucleotides. RefSeq lists its product as uncharacterized. The coding region runs from base 1 to 1386 and encodes 461 amino acids. The record is from RefSeq and is a predicted model, not a curated record. NCBI's taxonomy places the organism in Eukaryota, Viridiplantae, Streptophyta, Magnoliopsida, Poales, Bromeliaceae. The transcript is spliced from 6 exons.
AUGGCGUCGUCGUCGUCGGGGGGGCGGAGGAGGGGGAAGUGGGUCCCGCCCACCCCGAGGAUGCUCCUCCGCCUCCCGCGGCGGAGUCGCGUGGCGGCGGCGGCGGCGGCGCCCCGUAGGUCGGGGACGAACCUCGGCGCGCUCUUCGACAUGGAGCGGAGGGGAGGGUGGAGGUUCCAGGCGGAGAUCCUGCGGGCGGAGUGCAACUUCUUGCGGAUGGAGCGCGAGGUGGCGCAGCGCGAGGUCGACCGGCAGCGGGCGCGGGUCGCGGCCUCGCUCAAGUCCGCCGUCGAGACCCUCGUCUCGGGGAGGAAGAAGAUCGAGGGGAGGAGCGGCGACGGGGCAGUAGGGCUGGUGCUGGAGGAGGAGAUCCGGGAGCUGGAGGAGCAGAUAGCGGAGCUGCAGGCGGGUAAAGAAGAAGGCAGCACCGGGACGAUGCGCGGGAGAUGUCGGGAGCUGCAGAGGAGCCGCGGGCGCAACUUCGACCGCCAGGCCUCCGCACUCCGCCGCCGCCUCGAGAAGAUGGCAGAUCCCCCCGACCACCGCCCCUCCUCCACCAUCAAAGAAAUCAGAGAGAUUAUUAUCCCGCCCCAAAUCAAUCGCAAUGUCGAUCCCGACCGGCUGUGCUCUUCCGAUGUGGAGAUGCUGAAGCGGAAGAUGGAGGGGCUGUCGAAGGGGAUGCUGGAGAGGGUGGCGGAGUACGGAUGCUUGUUGUCGAAUGCAAACCCAAAUCCGAAUCCGAACGUGAAUCCGAACUCGAACUCCAAAAGCGGUGGAAACAGCAAGCGGAGUGCGAGCCGGUGGAGCAACGGGUACCAGCAGCAGCAGCAGCAGGUGAUGGUGGAGGAAUGUACAGCAGUAGGUUUGGGAGGGUGCUGUGAUUGCCGAGAGGUUGUCACCAGGAUAACGGAGCAAGUGAGGGCGGAGAGCGAGCAAUGGACGGAGAUGCAGGCGAUGUUGGAGCAAGUUAGGUUGGAGAUGCAAGACCUGCAGUCCUCUAGAGACCUGUGGGAGCGCCGAGCCGUCGCCUCCGAGAUCAGCGUCCGCUCCCUCCAUGCGCAAAUGCUGGAGUGGAAGCACAGGGCGCACGUUUCGGAGCGUAGGGUAGAUGAGCUGCAAAAACAGGUUUCCGAACUGCAGAAAAAGCUGUUACAUUCCUUGAGAUUCGAUCUCUUCGGUCCCUCUUUCUCCUCCCAAGGACGUCCGGAAACGCACAGAGCAACUCCACCAAGGAUCAAAAGCCAGCAAAAGAAGAAGUCCACAGAUUCAAACAAGGAGAAGGAGAAGCAUGUUCUCGUCUGCCGCGCGAAGAACUCGCCGAACGACUUCUUGAAGCGAACGCCAUUGCAGGACGUCGGCAACAUCUCUCGUUUGCAUCAACGAUGAACGAGAAGCAUCGUCCUGCAGAAUCCUGGUGAUCUAUUUUGAUUGAUCUCGAGUUGUUUCGAUCGAUUUCUUGCUUUAAAUAUUUUGCCGAUGAGAAGAGGAAGGCUAUGAAAGAAAGGGUAGGUGGAUGAUUCCACAUUUUGGGGAGUAUAUGUAUCUAAAGGUGUUCUUAGCCUGGUGCUAUUAUGUAUGAUAAGGUGCUGUGGGGCGUUUUCUAUAUAUAGUGUGGUGACUAGCGAGGCAAACGACUUCAAUAAAAUUCUUAGCUGGCAUUUGAUCCUCUUAA